Messenger RNA from Leptosia nina, 4038 nucleotides. The record is from the annotation of a GenBank genome assembly. NCBI's taxonomy places the organism in Eukaryota, Metazoa, Arthropoda, Insecta, Lepidoptera, Pieridae.
AUGUCCUCAAAGAAACCGAUCAGUGAAUGUAAACAGAACACUAUUUUCAAUUAUAUUAGGAAAGAAGAACGAAGCCCAAUUCACGAGGAUAAGAUAAAAAGCAAUGAACCAACUGGAAAAAUAGAUAAGAAAUCAACAUUUGUAUGGAAGUCCAAAUCAUCAACACCAAAUUUCAAUCCUCCAUUCAAGACCAACAAAGAUAGGAUUGUCGAAAAUCAUCCAUUAAUAUCGGCUGAUGCUGAAGUACAUGCUCCUGUUGGUAGAACAGAUAGUAUACAAUAUGGAACCACUAAAGAAAAUAAGAAACAAAGUGAAGAUAUUGCUAAUCCUAUGGACACUGAUGAAUAUUGUGGUGCCUUCAAUCAACACAGCCCAUCUUUAUCACAGUCUUAUACAAAGAGUGAGAUGAAUGCCUCACCUUCACCCAUAAAAAAAGAAGAACGAAGAAAAACCUUAAAACCUCAAGGAGUUAGCCCUAAAAAUGAUAAGGAUCCAUUGAGGAAUUUAAAAUUAGACAACUCUUUAAAUCAAUUUCUUUUAAAUAUAGCUGAUCAUCCUGUAUUACAAAGAAAUUAUGCAGACAAGGUAGACCUAACCCAAAAUGACUUAGAAGAUUGUAAAGCAAUGUAUAUAGAAAUAUUAGAGAAAAUUAGUGAAGCCUUUAAUAGAAUACCAAAUUGUAUCAAAGAGAAGUUUCCAGGAUAUGACAGUAAAACAUAUUCAAAAAUGAAUUAUUUAAAAGCUAAGUUGAAAUCUGCUAUGCAACAGAUAUCUAAGCAAUGCCUACAAGCAACUGCAGAUACACUUAAUACAAGUAGGGAAACUACAGAAAGAGAAAGUCCUUCAUUACUAUUAAAUAACAAUGAGGAUAGCCUUGAAGAUUUUGAUUUUUCUAAUAAAGUAAACAAUGAAAACAUAGACAAAAUACUUAUGCACAAUCCUGAAACAUCAACACCAGAAAUGCAGUUGUUCAAUAAAGUAGCACCAACUAAAACUAUAUACUCAGACCUGAUUCCCAAAAAGUCCCUUUCAUUUGAUAUGUUUUCUCCAAGUUCUACUAAAAGUUGUAAUACUAGUAUUAGUUCUGACAUAGAAACUUCAAAUACAUCACAUAUGCAUACUAAAAAGGGAAAAUUUGUCUUUAAAAGACCAUCGCGAGCUGCCGAUGGUUCUGCUAAAAAUAUUCCAACUAGAGAUGUGCCUUCAAGUACUUUUGAAAGAAUGAAGUUGGCUUCAGAGAGAUUGCAGCCAUUAGAAACAGAAGAACCACCAAAAUGUGCACCUGUACCUAACAGUUCUGUCGCCUUUCAGCCACCACAAUUGAGCAAAAGUGCCUUAAAGAAUAUGGGUAAACCUUGUACUGUUGUAACACCAAUAGUCAAAGACAGUCAGAGUGAAACUGAUUAUGAGGAUGGUGAUGAUUAUGAGGUUCCUAUUGAUGUUGAUGAUAUAACGGAUAUAAUACCAGAAGAUUCUAGAACAAGUGUGAUUAAUAUUAGCGAUUCUCUUAGCAAUAGUAAUGUACAAGGUGUCACUAAACAUGUUGUGAUUGACGGCGAUGGCUGGCCAGAGUAUCGACCGGAAGAUUUUGAAGAUGCUAUGGAAGAAACCAAUGAUAUAAGCAAGGAGGAGAUCAAUUUGAUGGAACAAAGCGUCGCCGUUCCUAAGUAUCAGGGGAUGGGAGAUUUUUGUGCGGGUACAAAGAACGACGGGAUUACAGGUGAAUUCGACGGUUUAAAUUAUCCACAUUCAAGUUUGAUGAUGGAGAUGUUCAAAGAAAAGUUUGGUCUGAAAUCAUUUAGACCGAAUCAGCUUCAAGUGAUUAAUGCCACGCUCCUAGGCCAUGACUGUUUUGUACUGAUGCCAACGGGUGGUGGUAAAUCAUUAUGUUAUCAGCUUCCGGCAAUACUGACGCCUGGAGUUACAAUAGUUAUUUCUCCAUUGAAGUCCCUCAUCGUUGAUCAAGUCAACAAACUAUUGUCUCUAGAUAUCCCCGCUGCACAUUUAUCUGGAGACAUAUCGCUGGCGGAUGUGGAAGAGGUAUAUCAUAAGCUUUCUUUACGUGAGCCGGCCAUUAAAUUAUUAUAUGUAACUCCUGAGAAAAUUAGCGGGUCACCCAAAUUCCAGAGUAUGUUAGAUAUGCUCUAUUCUAGAGGAAAAGUAGCUAGGUUCGUUAUAGAUGAAGCUCAUUGCGUGUCGCAAUGGGGCCACGACUUUCGUCCUGACUACAAGCGCUUGUACAUGCUCCGCGAGCGCUUCCCGAACACCACCAUCAUGGCUCUUACUGCCACGGCUACCCCGCGCGUGCGCAUGGAUAUAUUGCACCAGCUGAAGGUAACGAAUUGUAAGUGGUUCCUAUGCAGUUUUAACCGGCCGAACCUCGCUUAUAGGAUAUUGGAAAAGAAACCUAAGAGCAUCAAUCAAGAAAUAGCCAAAAUUAUAAAGGAGAAGUUUUUCAGGGCUUCGGGAAUAGUGUAUUGUCUCUCUCGAAAGGAAUGUGAGACCCUGAGCACGGACCUGCGCAAAGUGGGCAUUCAGGCAGCCGCCUACCACGCAGGUCUCACUGACAAGAAACGCGAAGCGGUGCAAGCGGGAUGGGUCGCUGACAAAUUUAAAGUGAUUUGCGCAACAAUAGCCUUCGGAAUGGGCAUAGAUAAAGCGGAUGUUCGGUACGUGAUCCAUCACAGCAUGCCCAAGUCCGUCGAAGGAUAUUACCAGGAGGCUGGACGCGCAGGUCGUGAUGGUGAAGUGGCGACGUGUUUGCUGUAUUACUCCUACGGGGAUGUAGUCAGAUAUAGACGGCUUCUCGAUAUGGAACGUAACACAACACCAGAAGCGAAGCGUGUUCACAUAGAGAAUCUACUCCGAAUGGUAGAAGUCUGCGAGAGCGUGUCUGAAUGUAGACGCGCACAAGUACUCACAUAUCUAGGGGAGAGGUUCUCCAGGGAGUUGUGCAAGUUGGAUAAGAAGACCGCGUGCGAUAAUUGUCUCAAUGAGCAUGAAUAUAAGCCAGUGGACGUGACGGAGGAGUGCAAGUUAGUGGCGCGAGCGAUUCGCGACGCGGGCCGCUCCAGUUUCACUCUCUUACACAUAGCAGAUGCCUUGCGCGGUUCCAUGCAACAGCGGCUAUCUGGUCUCAGGGAGAGUCCCAUACAUUCACGGUGUAAAAGCUGGCCACGUGGUGACCCGCAGCGGCUUCUACGACAAAUGGUGGUCAGAGGUCUGCUAGCUGAACAUCUCGUUGUUAACAACGACAUCGCUAGUGCAUACAUUACACUUGGACCCAAUAUACAAAAAUUGAUGUCUGGAAACCUUCGUGUGGUGUUCCCUAUGAAGGUGGAGAAGAAGGGAACACUGGUGACCACAGUGGCUCCCACGGACAACAACGAAACCCCCAUCACGGCACUUAUCAAACGGAUUGAGGAACGAUGCUAUGCUGAUCUUGUCGAGGCUUGCAGGGAAAUGGCAGCUGCCCGAGGAGCAUCCCUCUCUGCAGUACUACCGCAAGCUGCGUUGAAAGCGAUGUCCACUCGCUUACCGGAAAGUGCGACAGAUAUGCUGACGUUACCUCAUGUCACAAGAGCCAAUUUCGACAAAUAUGGCCAGGAUCUGUUGAAAAUUACUUCCGCUUAUGCUGUUGAAAAAAUGGGUCUUCUGAUGCAAUAUCAGGAUGAGUUGGAACAAGAAAAGAAACAGGAAGACAAAGAAUUUCAAGACGAUUCGGGGUCUGAGACGGACUGGGGGAGUCUCGCGUCUGCAGCGACGACGUCCACUAGCCAGAGAGGCAGAAAGACUUAUAGAGGGGGAGUUAGGAAGAAGUACAAGCGAAAGAAGACUCCAUCAUCAGCUAAAAAGAAGGCCUAUCGUGGUGCGCUGGCCGCCCGUCGUGGGCGUGGCGCUACAACUGCUAAAAGAUCUCCAGCUAAACCUGGAACGUCAUCUGGCAGUAAAUUAGGAAGUAUGCCCGUGCCGAAAACCACCUCAGCAGUUCCAAACACAAGACCUGGCGUCUUUACCUCUUCCAAGUUUAAAUUUUAA